Molecule: messenger RNA, 639 nt
Organism: Macrosiphum euphorbiae (potato aphid)
Lineage: Eukaryota; Metazoa; Arthropoda; Insecta; Hemiptera; Aphididae
Source: the annotation of a GenBank genome assembly
AUGGAUGCUCGUAGGAUUACUAUUAAGAUCGACAACGGUGGAAAUGACAAUUUCAACAUGCACUGCUCAAUGUCAAAGCAGAAAUCAGUUAUUGGCCACUCCAUCGAUGAAGUCGAUCCGAUGUUGAAUGAGGAAUUCAACUUGAGGAUGGAAGUCGUCAACGACACUGUAGUGACUUCACACGGAAAGUCUCCCAAGCGUCGUCAGUCUGUGACAGUGGUGGAGCGGCGCAGCCAGUCGCCGAUCCGUAGCCCCAUGCCCCCAUUACCGUUUCCACCAAAACAUAGGAUCAAUACCGCUUGGAAAAAGACGCCACCAAUACCAAAGCUAACAGUGUGCACCGAGCCGGGAACUGUUAAGCUGACAUGUGAUGACGGGAUGGGAGUUGCGUCCUAUCAACUGUACGCGCCCUUAGACGGAUAUGAACUGUUUGCUUGCAUAUUGGAUGGUGGCGUCGACAACGCCAAAUGGGAAAAGCUGACCUACAUCUUGGCCUCAGCGCCAAACCAAAAUCAGCGGGUACCCAUCACAUGCAAGUUGACCAAAAAGGCCAGAGGGAUAGAAUAUUACUUCGCGGUGCGAGGGGUUGACGUCCACGAAAGAUGUGGGCCAUGUGCCGUAGUGUACGCGAGGCUCUGA